GCUCCACCUCCACCGCGCAUUCGAAGUCCUCAUGGUUCGGAAGAAACGCCAUUGGAUCUUACUCUACGUAGUCUGGAACAGCACCAUAUGCCUACGAUGCCACUAAUGCCACAAUCGAUGAUGGAAGCUUUGGUACAACUUACGGCUUCUGCAGCUGCAGCUCGUGCAGCUGAAACUCCAAUCUCGCCGAACAAGACGACAUCUCCUACUCCUCCAGCUGUUCCGGUAACUUCAGCAGCAGUUACCCUACCUACCAGCUUGGCCUCAUCGGAUGCGGCUGUCCCGCCAACAGCGACGACCACAAACAGUGAGCCGCUGAUGCUGCCCGAAGCUAUGUUACCUCCGAAACAACCGGUUCUACCGUAUCCACCAAUGUUCAAUCAGCAGAUGUUGGCUCAAUUUUUCCUAGCUCAACUUCAGGCGCCAAAAGGUGCUUUCGUCUAG
Strongylus vulgaris is the source of this 444-nucleotide messenger RNA. Lineage: Eukaryota; Metazoa; Nematoda; Chromadorea; Rhabditida; Strongylidae. The record is from the annotation of a GenBank genome assembly.